UCUUCGUUAAAACCCAUCAAUUUCUCCCUGCUUUGUGCUCCUGGUCAUUACAGGUGGGACUGCGGAAGAGCCAUGCCAGCCAUACAGGAGAAGGUCCCUGCUUCAUAGGGAGGAAGAGACCAUUAACACAGAAGCACUCCCAGAACAAGUGCCUCCAAAAUGUCCUGGAGGAAAUGGAGCUCAUGCGGAGCUCCAGGGAUGGGCAGAUUGAAGAAGCCAUCAGGUUCAGUCAGGAGCUGGAGAAGGAGCUGAAGAGCUCUCAGGAAGCUCUGGUCAGCCUGGAAGAUUGCAACCGUAACCUGAAGAGGGAGCAGGCAGAGAUGAGGAGGAAGUUGGAAGAGGCCAGACACGCUGUCCUCAACAGUCUUGGCAAAGUGAAGGAGCUGGAAGCGAGAGCUAAGGAGGUGCCACAUCUGCAAAUACACAUCCAGCAGCUGGAAUCACAACUGCAGCACUACAGGUCGGAACUGGAGCGAUGCCAGCUGGCCCAGCAGAGCAGCCCCCAGAAGCAGCAUCAGGAGCAGCAGAGCAGCCCUGAGCAGCAGCAGAAGCAUCAGGAGCAGCAUCAGGAGCAGGAGGCAGCAGCCGUGCCCAGGGGCACCUGCAGAGUGUCCAUGGCACCACCGGGCACCACCGACCACGAGGAGCAGCUCUGUCGCUCUGUGGAGGGCCAGGCCGCCUCAGACGAAGAGGAGGAGGAGGAGCAGUGGCCAGGGCACCGCGCUCCCCAGCUGGGCCACAGGAGGAGGAUCCUGGCCAAGCUCCCUUGCUGUGGCAGUGGAUGUGAUGAAAAGAUGUGGAGAAAGCUGCUGUCCUACCUGGAGACCAGCAGCACUGAGGGGAAGGACCCUGUGGAGCUCCUGGGGACAAUCUCCCCCCUCACAGAGCAGCCAGAACUCAAGGGCCACCAAGAGAGAAAACUGGAAACAAGCAUGGAAGAGAUGAAGGGCCCAUGGGUCGGGGAGCUGCAGCAGAAGGUGGAGGAGACAGAAGUGCUGAAGAUGGAGCUGCAGAUGCUGGAGACAGAGAGGGUUCGGCUGUCCCUGGUGGAAGAGAAGCUCCUGGAUGUUCUGCAGCUUCUCCAACAGCUCCGAGGCUUGAACAUAUCGAAGCGAGCCCUGGGGAAAAUCCUGCUGAGCACUUUGGAAUCCUGUUGUGACCCCCAGCCUGGCAAAGCCCAGCUGUUGGAAGUGCUGGACACCCUUCAGCAGGAGCUGGCAGCCUGUGAACUCUUGCACAAGCAGCCCUUGGAGCAGGCACAGAGCCCACGGUCCCUGUCCAACCCCCUGGUGAUCUCCUGCUGAGCCCAGGCAGCCCCAGGACAGCUGGAAGGAGGAAGGAGGGACAUUUGUCCAGCUCAGCCAUGCCUGGACUGGCCAGGAGCAAGCAGUGACCCAAGGGAGGAGCAGCAGCCCUGGGUGGGCACAGCUCUGCCUUACCUGGGCUGCAGAGCCCAGCCCUGGGAUGCCCCUGGCACUGGACUGGCACCAAACUGUGCCCACCACAUCCCUGGCUAUGCAGGGACUGGACUGGCACCAAACUGUGCCCAUCACCCUCACCUGACCCACACUGAUUUACAGCUCUGCAAAACUGGGACUGGACUGGUACCAGACUGUGCCCACCACCCUCACCUGACCCACAUGGAUUUACAGCCCUGGCUAUGCAGGGGCUGGGCACAGUUUUCAGCCUUUGUGGAAGCCCCAGUCCAAAGCCAAGACUGUGUUACCCCUGGAUUUGUUAUCCCUUCCCCUACAGGUGACAAACUGAAUGAUAAACACACCCAGGAGUGUGUGCCAGCAGUACAGGCUUUAAGGGCUCUGUGUUUCUCACUCAAUUAUUCACCUUAUUUAACUCUGAAGCUAGAUUUUUUUAUUACUCUGAUGAAUCUUAUAUUUGCAAUUAUAGAGAUGCCUUAGGAAUAUGCAGCAGCCUUUCCUGACAACAGUCAGAUUUUACAUAAGAAGUUAAAUUUAAGUGCUUGAAAAAGGUCCAGAGCAAUCUUGUUCCCAGGCUCUCAGGGAAAGGAAGGGCUGUAAAAUUCACUUUGCUGUCAUUCUGUGUUAGCAAACAACUCGUGCAGUGCACAAGUGAGUUCUAAAUUUUAAUUUCCCUCAGUGCAGCUGCAGAGACACAAAAUCAGGCCCCACGUGGAGGCCAAUUAAUGUAAAGAGCUGGGUCUAAUCAUGGUGCUAUGGAAUGUUUAAAUCAGCAGUAAAAUAAUUCCUGGGGCAAAAGUAAAAAAAAAAUAGAUUUCUUCCAAGGUGUUUUGCUGUGUCAUUUACCUGCCAAACAGGGGCAGAGUUCCUAAAAGAGCCAGCUGAAUUUAUGUUGCUGGAAAGAUGCACUGUGGAUCUUUGAAGAAUGUGAUUUGCCUGAGAUGAAAUAAGAUCAUUCAACUGUAUGUGUAUUAAUUUUUCCCAGGAAAAAGGUUUUCAUACAGGAAUAAGGUCCACAAUGCAAGCUGGGGAAUAAAAUUUCCAUUCCUUUCCACAUUGUGUGGCUCACACACACCUCCACUGAAAAUUGCGGCACCUUUGAGCCACAUUGGGAACAAAAAUUUGUAUUAUUUUAAUUUCAUUUUAAAGGGGGGAACAAAAGGUGUUAUGCAAACAAUGAAACAAACUCUGUUCAAUCGUGUUUUACCUCAUUGGGGUUUUUUUGUAUUUUGGGGUUUUUUUGUGGUUUAGCAGAGGAAGAUUGUAAGAAUAGAUAUAUAUUGUUAAGUUACAUUUUUCUUAAAGAUACAUUAGACAGGACAUAUAUACAUAGAAUAAUAUUCACCCUCUAAGAAAGAAAACUAUCUCCUAAUGCUAAAUAUAUUACUAACAAAAUACCAGAGCAUAAUAUACUGUUAGUGAGUAUAUACUGAGGGACAUGCUAGGAUUAUAUCCUACAGAAACAGCCUCUAGCUGUUCCACAGGCAAAAGUUUAAAUGAGCAGAAAUCAGAUCCCUGCUUGGCUUCAUUUGCUAAAACUCCCAAGUAUCAGCUUUUGUUGUGUGCAGCUCUCUGACUUUCCCAGGAAUAUGGCAGAGGUGUAAAGAGGGGAAAUGCCAGGAAAUGAGGAAAUAAACCUGGUCUGUGUGUUCAGGAGCAGGAUUCUAAUGCAGGCACACACCUGGCUCUGGAUCCUCAUUUACUGCAGAGUUCUUGCAGCAUUUGGGUUUGUCACCAUCUGGACCCUUUCUCCUGUUCCCAUGUCCCCAAACCUGGCAGUCUAUUUCUCACACACUCACUUUUAGUUUAUUAAUUUUCUCUUAAACCUGCAUACUGGCCCUUAAAGGAAGCUUGGGUAUUUUCUCUCCUGACCUCCACCAUGAAGUUUUUGGGUUUUUUCCACAAAUGGUUUGACUUCAUCCUCAAUGUCCCUUUCCCUCCCAAUGCCCUCCUCACUUCCCAUUGCCAAAUUUCUCCCUGGGGUAACCUCUAAGGGCUUCACACUUCUAGCACAAAUGGCAUUUUUCAAGGAGAGUUUCCUCCUCCCAUGAUUUUUUCAUUUAUAGGAGGCAUUAACUAUUAGCAAAUUAAAGGUCACCUAAUCUUUAAAGUUGUUUGAUAAUUGUCCCAUUUAUUUUUGAAGCUGUCUCUAGAGUGUUUGGCAGUGAGGACUCAUCCCAGAUGUUGCUCUGAGUCACAGAAUUUCUGCAGUAGAUCAGAGUGGCCUUGUCCAGCCAGAGCUGCUCCAAGGGAUUCAGUGCAUCUGUGCUCACUUUGGGAGGAAAAAACCCUGCAGUUCAAACUCCUCCCUUCCAUGAUGCUGUCCUUCAUCUGUACAUGGGGAUGGGAGGAGCUGGGACUAGGAGGAAAGGAGCACUUUUAACAUAAAAAUGGAAUAAAAUGGAAUUGCUCGGUGUGAGAGUGACACUAAACCUUUACAGGGUGCAUGUGACAUGUGGCAUUACCAGCCACAGGGCCUCUCUCAGAUUUAUAAUUUCAUGGAGUUUAAGACACAAUCCUUUGGUAUUUACACAGUCUUAUUUUCUUAAUAAUUUUAUGUAUAAUUUCCCGAAGUACAAAAGCUAUACAGUGUGUUUCCUAGUGUGAAAUUAAAUUAAAAUCAUCCUUAUGUCCUUAA
Messenger RNA from Zonotrichia albicollis (white-throated sparrow), 4074 nucleotides. Lineage: Eukaryota; Metazoa; Chordata; Aves; Passeriformes; Passerellidae. The record is from RefSeq and is a predicted model, not a curated record.